UAUGGACUAAAACUAAAUUAGGUUAAACUCAUUUUAGAUUGGCAGUUACAGACUUUAAAAGCAAACACUUUUGUAAUAUAUUUUCAUAUUUUUGGUCAUAGUGUUACCAGCAUAGUUGCGUAUAUAGAAUGACGAUGACACGGGAUGUAAUAUAUAGGAUUAGUGUGUUACUAAUAUGCUGUGUUGAGUUGGCACGUGGCCUUGAGUAUUGUACCAGUUACUGCGAUCGGCGUGGGACAUGGCAGUCGGGGUUUGUAUGUGGUAUGUUCAUCAGACCACCAGUUGCACCCAAAGGAACAGUUGCAUUCAAAGGAACAAACACUACACUCUACUGUUGUGGAUCCAAGACUUUUAGAUUCUGCUGCAACGACCCAGAUUCGAGUAUUGCCGGCCUCUAUCCCGAGCGCUACCACUGCGUAAGGAACAUGUCUAAUAGAUGGAGAAUCGUCCUUGGUGUCUUCACGGCAGUUAUAAUUCUCCUGACAUGUGGCAUGUGUUGUUUCUUUGGAUGUUCCAAGACACAGUUUAGCGCCACUAGAUCAAGAACAAUGCCACACUGUACAAGACAUGAUACAAACAAUAUUUCAACAUCGAAUCGUCUUGCCAACGGUGGAUUUGCAGAACACGAAGAAAUUAUUCUUUCGGCCGGACCUGUUCCAGACUUUAACUAUCCAAUCUAUCAACCCCCGGCGUACCAUGAGAUAGCUUUAGAUCCCCCUCCGUUCACAGAACAAUCACCAACCACUCAGAUAACACCUUACUCUACCUCAACUACGGUUCGUGUAUCUCAAAAUGCUGGUGUAAGUGGGUUGGUUGUUGCUCUGGAUACUAUUCCAAAUGAUAGUAUCGUUAAUACACCUGCUAAUGAGAAUCAGACAACUACACAAACGAUCGAGCGAGUCACCACUGUAUCGUCGACAACUACAUCAUUGAUUCCUAACACAAACGGUGCUGUAAAUAGAGGAGUUGAUCCAGAACAGACAAACUAUGCUAACGCAUGCGCACUUCCACUUCCUGUCAUGGCGAAUGAAACAGAAAAUGUUUCUACGAGACCAACUGCAAGUGCAAAUGCUUUAAUGUCGGAAGUUGCAUCAGUUUCGAACACCAAACAGCAAUCUAACGACAUUUCUUCUAACUUACUACAGGAUUCGUCGACAGUGAAAAAUAGCACAAACAUGGUAAAUCAAGCAAGAACAACCACUGUUGUCAAUCAUAAAGACAAUACCAAUCAUUCAUCGUCCCUGUCUCAAACUGUCGAGGAAUCAAACAAUCAUGUUAAACCCCAUUCAGAUCGAAAAACUGUUACAUUUGACAAUGCAGCAUUUCAAUUUGACAAAUAGAGGAACACACCUUAAAUGUAAAAGUUACUAAAAAAGAAUUAUAUGUUUCAUAUGUGUUUGAGACUAUUUUGCGAGUGAAGGAUAGUACGAUGAUAUAGUCAUAAAUAGCCAAUAUUUGUUAACGCCUCAAGGCAUCACAUCACAAACCUCAAAAGAGAAAUAAAGUGGGAAGUUGAAGAAAUCCACGAUCCAAAACAGUUUUUACUCACUUUCUAGCUAAAAUCUAAAAUCGUAGUGAUUAAUGUAAUAAAUAUAUUCUAGUGGUUUAUGAAUGUAAACCCUGCAUUUUCCUCAUAUCUUUGUCACUGUGCGAA
Messenger RNA from Owenia fusiformis, 1654 nucleotides. NCBI's taxonomy places the organism in Eukaryota, Metazoa, Annelida, Polychaeta, Sabellida, Oweniidae. The record is from the annotation of a GenBank genome assembly.